UUGGAACAGUAAGUUAUACCCAUUCAGCACGACGGGACUUUUAUAUGGGGGAAUCCCAUCAACACAAAAUGAAUUAUAAAUCAUAGUUAAUUAUUUGCAACGUUGAUUGUGUAACCAUGAACGGGACUUCUAUCGACACUGUAUUGCAAAUUUUAAAAUGGAUCGUAAACACUCUUUUCCAUCAAUGCGUGGCUGUUGUGGCAGUGUACACUAUAUGGAUCCCAAUUGAAAACUACUCUGCGCCAUUUUCAUGGCAUGUAAUUUUGUGCACGCUUGGUCUCUUUCCAAUAGUAGCGGAAUGCCUGAUCCUUUUCUCAAAACAGAACGUGUGGAGUCAAGAGAUUGAUCGGAAACAAAAAUACUGGAUACAUGCGAUAUUAAUAUCGAUUGGAGCGUUCUUGAUCAUUUUUGGAACCGCUUUGGAAACCUACCGAAAGGCAGUGCAUACGGAUCCGAAUGUGAAAAAUUUUGAGUCGGCCCAUGCCAUUACUGGUUUAAUCGGGAUUAUUUUCAUUGUAUUUGCGAUGGUAUGUGGCCUCUUAGCGUUUAACACUCAAAGGAUUUACAGAUGGAAAGAGAAGUUCCGACCUAUAUACUUCAAAUUCGCACAUAAUGUUAUUGGGCAGACGGCGUAUUUAUUUUGUUUAAUUUCCUUCUGCUUGGGAUAUUUCACACCGUGGUUUGUUUAUUACACAUCGGAGGCAUCGCGAAUAUCUGCAACAGUAGUGUCGGUGAUUGUCGCCUUUUGGUCGACGAUUUGUGCGUGGAGAUCACUUGUUAAUCAAAUUAGAUCUUUACGGAAUGUUGAUAAUUGAUAAGGCUUUUUCUAUGAAAAAGAUAAGAAACCCGAAACCCGAAGUCUGAAGGUAAUCUGGAGGCAAAGAAGGAGUAUCGAAGCACUUAUUAUGGCAAGCUAAUUCACUAAAGGAUCAGUAACUUUCCGUGAAACUUUCAUAGCAAAAAAACUGCUCCUUAACUAUUUCUUCAAUUAAUCCAUAAGCAACACUUUAACCUUUAACCCUCACGAUUUUAAAAUUUAACUCUAUGCAAUUCUAUUCGGGAGGGUGUAACUUUAGUGAGUAGUACUAUAGAGGAAAUUCCUAUAUAUUCCAGCAAUACUAAGAUUUUAUCAGUUCAGCCCUUAGACAAGAAAGAGAGGGGACCCGUAAUACCGCAUCCACGGCAUGCGUGAAUUUGACGCGAAUUUCGAGACGACCGCCAUAUUUUCGGUGGCAGACAAAGCUCGGUGGCAGUGUGAAUUUAUUGACAUUUCUUCAUUAUUGAUAAAGUUUGUGUGUGCAAAACUGUGUGAUAUAAACGUGGUGAAUUGUUCUGCGUACAACUGUAAAAGUUGCAGUGGUCGUUGUCCAGCAGGAAUAUCAUUUCACAGGCAAGAUAAAAAACGGCACGUUGUCUGGUUUGGCUAAAUUUAAUUAAAUCUUCAUGGUAGUUAAUAAAACACUUCUAAGGUC
Photinus pyralis (common eastern firefly) is the source of this 1472-nucleotide messenger RNA. RefSeq lists its product as uncharacterized. Lineage: Eukaryota; Metazoa; Arthropoda; Insecta; Coleoptera; Lampyridae. The coding region runs from base 117 to 815 and encodes 232 amino acids. The record is from RefSeq and is a predicted model, not a curated record. The transcript has 4 exons. Gene Ontology annotation, molecular function: transmembrane monodehydroascorbate reductase activity.